AUGUCCGUUGGCAUUCCGAUUAAAGUUUUGCACGAUGCCGAGGGUCACGUAAUUACCCUGGAGACAGUCAACGGUGAGGUCUUCCGGGGAAAGUUGGUUGAAGCAGAGGAUAAUAUGAAUAUUCACAUGUCCGACAUCAUAAUGACCGCCCGUGAUGGUCGAACAUCAAAUCUACAACAGGUUUAUAUCCGCGGCAGCAAGAUCAGGUAUGUUUGGUUUGUAUCCUUAUUAGUGAAGAUUUCUCAUCCUUCCCGAUAUGUUGAAAAACUCUCCAAUGCUGAAACGCCCACUUGGUGCGAAGGGCCUGGGAACAGGUAG
Molecule: messenger RNA, 318 nt
Organism: Echinostoma caproni
Lineage: Eukaryota; Metazoa; Platyhelminthes; Trematoda; Plagiorchiida; Echinostomatidae
Source: the annotation of a GenBank genome assembly